CUUGAGUUCGUCUGCUUGAUUUCGGUGUGGUGGCGUUUCGUCAAACACCGGACAAUUUAAUUAAAACAGUUUUACUGUUAUUACUUUGUUAGUAAUUUUUGUGUUCGUUCACAACAUGAAGUGCAGACCAUGAUUUUUGGUCCGUUGUUAAAAAAUCCGCUGCUUAAUCCAUUGGAUAUUCUCCGUUUUCUUCUUUUUGGAAUGGAAGGGCAAGAUGAUACGGGUUUGUUGGGGAAAAUAACUGUAUGGACCGUCUUGAAUUGGUUUUCUUCGCUUGCCAUGAUAGUUGGUGGUGUUUUACCAUACAUACCGCAAUAUUUAAAAAUAAAAAAGACACAGAAUGCUGAUGGCUUUUCACUUUAUGUCUGUUUAACACUCCUGAUUGCAAACAUUUUGAGAAUCCUCUUUUGGUUUGGCAAUCAUUAUGAAAUACCGUUGCUGAUUCAAAGCAUUUUCAUGAACUUUACCAUGCUAGCCAUCAUCCAGCUUUGUGUGAAAGUUAAGCAAAGCAAGCAGGUCAUACAUGGCAAGGAAAAAUUGUUUACAGCAGAUGGCACAGGAUCCUCUUCCCCCUUAAUUCUUAGGGAUUUCGACUGGCGAUUCUUCUGGAAAUGGACGGACUUUCGAAGCUACUUGGAAUUUGUUGCUGUAUUUACACUUUCGGCGUCUCUGUUAACUUAUCUGUUGAUCGGAAACGUUAUUUUCGUCGAGGCGCUUGGAUUCACAUCGUUAUUCAUUGAAGCUAUGUUGGGCAUUCCACAGUUCUACGACAAUUACGUCUCCAAAUCGACUCUUGGAAUGAGUCGAGUGAUGGUUUUUCUGUGGCUCGCCGGCGACUCUUUCAAAACGCUGUAUUUCUUUACCAAACAAUCCCCAAUCCAAUUUUGUAUUUGCGGAGCUCUGCAGAUCGCUGUGGACUUAGCUAUUCUCUCCCAAACUGUUUGGUUUGGUUCUACGCCGGGUCGCCGUAAGGGUUUGGCCGGAUCGCAUGUCGUACAAUAGAAGGCCAUGAACGGUACAAUGCAUUUUUACCUGAAUUCCCUUUCAAUGUCUAAAUUUCAUUAAUCUUAAAUCUUCCAUUUAAACUAAGUGUCUUCGUACAAACUUUAAUGUUUUGUUUGGCCAAUAAUUAGUUGACAUAGACUGGUGCCUACUACUCUAGUCGGUAUUGUGCUUCUCGUUGUGUCCUUAUACUUUCCACAUUUGGAAAUCAGCCAUCGAAAUCAUUUCGAUAUGAAAUACUUUUCAGUGUUCAGUAUAACUGUAUGUCUUUUUAUACUGUAUGUUUCAUACAGGUUACAAAAAUAAACUUAUGGACGUUGCAUCUAAA
Molecule: messenger RNA, 1330 nt
Organism: Daphnia carinata
Lineage: Eukaryota; Metazoa; Arthropoda; Branchiopoda; Diplostraca; Daphniidae
Product: solute carrier family 66 member 2-like
Exons: 5
Coding region: 130-1002 (290 amino acids)
Biological process (GO): retrograde transport, endosome to Golgi; phospholipid translocation
Cellular component (GO): trans-Golgi network; endosome
Source: RefSeq, a predicted model, not a curated record